Messenger RNA from Coregonus sp. 'balchen', 33716 nucleotides. The record is from the annotation of a GenBank genome assembly. NCBI's taxonomy places the organism in Eukaryota, Metazoa, Chordata, Actinopteri, Salmoniformes, Salmonidae.
AUGGAAGCUCCAGAAGACGUGUCGGUCCGGGAACAGCUUUUCCACGACCGAGUCAGAGAGACAAUAGUAAGUACACGCUGUAGGGCUACCCGUUGAUUGCGGUGAAACUGAAAGAGCUUGCCUGUUGAUUGGAGCGCUCUCACUGCACUGCUGUCAUCACCAGCCAGCUGCAAAUGCAAUUGUUUAUAUCUCAUAACAUUUAUAAGGCAGAAUAUGUGUGGCUGCAGGCUAUUCCAGGGAACUUGCUGUUAGAAUUUGUGUAUGUGUAUCAUAUUUGUCAAUAGCACUUUUGCCGUUCCUUUACUACUGUACCUUCAAUUUCAUUAAUCCCUUGUGUGUUUGUUGGUAAAGAAAAAUGCCUAAUCCUAUUUGUGGGAAAACGUGAGGUCAUGUUGCUGCUAUUCUAAUAGACCUCUACUGUGGAUUUUGUAGCAGCAUGCAGUUUUAUCAUACAAGUGUCUACAAUGUAAUAAAAAACAUGAGACAAUUAGUUCACCAAGUAAUUCGGGAUAGAUAUUGCAUUCGUGUGCUAAAUUCUUAAUAGUAAUAAUCAUAUUAUAUGUCAUUUAUAACCCCAUUCUCUGUGGACUAGUCUAUCCAGGUGUUGAAACAUUCAUCAACAUCUCAGCAUCAUGGAAAUGUACAAUGUAGCCUUACUUCAAUUGAGCCUAACUUCCAGUUCUAAAAACGGAGUCACAAUGCAUAUUGUUGCACUGGUAUACAGCGGCGAUUUUAGCAUGUAAAUCUUGGUGGGGCAAACAAAAUACUUUUGGGGGGGAUACAUGCCUGCAAAGCCACUACACAACACAACACAACACAACACUAAACAAUACAAUAAUUGCACUAUAACGGUGACAAACGGUGCCCACAAACUGUUAGGGCCUAUAUAGUCCCAACAGCCAGUGGUGGAAAAUGUACCCAAUUGUCAUACUUUAGUAAAAGUAUAGAUACCUUAAUAGGAAGGGUAGAAAAUAAAGUUACUCAAGUAAAAGUGAAAGUCAGCCAGUAAAAUACAGUGGGGAAAAAAAGUAUUUAGUCAGCCACCAAUUGUGCAAGUUCUCCCACUUAAAAAGAUGAGAGAGGCCUGUAAUUUUCAUCAUAGGUACACGUCAACUAUGACAGACAAAUUGAGGGAAAAAAAUCCAGAAAAUCCCAUUGUAGGAUUUUUAAUGAAUUUAUUUGCAAAUUAUGGUGGAAAAUAAGUAUUUGGUCACCUACAAACAAGCAAGAUUUCUGGCUCUCACAGACCUGUAACUUCUUCUUUAAGAGGCUCAUCUGUCCUCCACUCGUUACCUGUAUUAAUGGCAUCUGUUUGAACUUGUUAUCAGUAUAAAAGUCACCUGUCCACAACCUCAAACAGUCACACUCCAAACUCCACAAUGGCCAAGACCAAAGAGCUGUCAAAGGACACCAAAAACUAAAUUGUAGACCUGCACCAGGCUGGGAAGACUGAAUCUGCAAUAGGUAAGCAGCUUGGUUUGAAGAAAUCAACUGUGGGAGCAAUUAUUAGGAAAUGGAAGACAUACAAGACCACUGAUAAUCUCCCUCGAUCUGGGGCUCCACGCAAGAUCUCACCCUGUGGGGUCAAAAUGAUCACAAGAACGGUGAGCAAAAAUCCCAGAACCACACGGGGGGACCUAGUGAAUGACCUGCAGAGAGCUGGGAUCAAAGUAACAAAGCCUACCAUCAGUAACACACUACGCCGCCAGGGACUCAAAUCCUGCAGUGCGAGACGUGUCCCCCUGCUUAAGCCAGUACAUGUCCAGGCCCAUCUGAAGUGCAUUUGGAUGAUCCAGAAGAGGAUUGGGAGAAUGUCAUAUGGUCAGAUGAAACCAAAAUAUAACUUUUUGGUAAAAACUCAACUCGUCAUGUUUGGAGGACAAAGAAUGCUGAGUUGCAUCCAAAGAACACCAUACCUACUGUGAAGCAUGGGGUUGGAAACAUCAUGCUUUGGGGCUGUUUUUCUGCAAAGGGACCAGGACGACUGAUCCGUGUAAAGGAAAGAAUGAAUGGGGCCAUGUAUCGUGAGAUUUUGAGUGAAACCCUCCUUCCAUCAGCAAGGGCAUUGAAGAUGAAACGUGGCUGGGUCUUUCAGCAUGACAAUGAUCCCAAACACACCGCCCGGGCAACGAAGGAGUGGCUUCGUAAGAAGCAUUUCAAGGUCCUGGAGUGGCCUAGCCAGUCUCCAGAUCUCAACCCCAUAGAAAAUCUUUGGAGGGAGAUGAAAGUCUGUGUUGCCCAGCAACAGCCCCAAAACAUCACUGCUCUAGAGGAGAUCUGCAUGGAGGAAUGGGCCAAAAUACCAGCAACAGUGUGUGAAAACCUUGUGAAGACUUACAGAAAACGUUUGACCUGUGUCAUUGCCAACAAAGGGUAUAUAACAAAGUAUUGAGAAACUUUUGUUAUUGACCAAAUACUUAUUUUCCACCAUCAUAUGCCAAUAAAUUCAUAAAAAAUCCUACAAUGUGAUUUUCUGGAAAAUUUUUUCUCAUUUUGUCUGUCAUAGUUGACGUGUACCUAUGAUGAAAAUUACAGGCCUCUCUCAUCUUUUUAAGUGGGAGAACUUGCACAAUUGGUGGCUGACUAAAUACUUUUUUUCCCCACUGUACUACUUGAGUAAAAGUCUAAAAGUAUUUGGUUUUAAAUAUACUUAAGUAUCAAAAGUACAAGUAAAUUAAGUAUAUUAAGUAAAGCAGACUGCACCAUUUUCUUGUUUUAAAAAUGUACGGAUAGCCAGGGACACACUCCAACACAUUAUUUACAAGAGAUGCAUUUGUGUUUAGUGAGUCCGCCAGGCCAAAGGUGGUAGGGAUGACCUCGUGUUCUCUUGAUAAGUGUGUGAAUUUGACCAUUUUACUGUCCUGCUAAGCAUUCAAAAUGUAAUGAGUACUUUUGGUUGUCAGGGAAAAUGUAUGGAGUAAAAAGUACAUUAUUUUCUUUAGGAAUGUAGUGAAGUAAAAGUAAAAGUUGUCAAAAAUAUAAAUAGUAAAGUAAAGUACAGUUCAUUUAGACUCAUUUACUGCCUUUAAAAAAAACAUAGCUGAUAUGGCUGACUUGCUUAAACAAAUGUGGUUUCUACUGACAAUUGAGAUGUACAAACUAUGGCAUAAGGGGACUACAAGCGAAUGAGAGGCAAUCCGUAAUUUCGAUUAAGACAUUAAUGAGCGAGCUAGGACGGACGUAGUCAAUAUAACUAUUUGUUCAGCACUUUUGAAAUGUACAGUGACAGAAUUCAGAACAUGGGAAUUCAGAACCGUAGGAUAAAUAAAGGGGGCAUAUAAGCAGAAAAUGAAAGCUCUGACAAUAUUCGAUGAUUACAUUUCUCUAAAACAGGUUAUUGGCUACAUGUGCACCACCAAGUCAGAACAGUAGGCGAAAUUAAGAGGGGAAAAUAGAUCAAAUUAUUAGGGUGAGGCACAUGGGAUACUAACAGCUUACUACACAACAUACACUUAGUAUUACUUUCUUAGCUACAGUAUACAUAUUUCCCUGGCAUAUUAAAUCAUUUAUGCAGCAACAUGCAAUACAUUUUUGGACUCACCUUGUUGUGCUGUGCUCACUUGAAUAGGAAGGUGGCGCGGCGGUCCUUCUUGUGGGCAAAUUUUGUCAUAAAAAUUUGUCAUAAAAAUGUGUCAUCAAAGUCUGGCAUUCUCUGGAUUUAUGGUGCUUUCAAGACAACUGGGAACUCUGAAAAAUGUUGAAUGUUUAUCAUUGUAAACUUGGGAAAGAGACCCUUAAACCCAGACUUGGGACCACACAGCCACUCCACUGAAUAGCAGGCUAGUGAUUGCUUUGCAAUGCUUGCAGUUAGCCACUGAUUCCUUCCAAACCACUCAUUUUUGAAUUUGCGAUUUCCAACUUGUUUAAUGUUUAUGUCCAAUGGCCGAUGAGCCGAUACGUUUUAUCUAUCAUUUCUCUUCAUUAUUUCUCUUCAUAUGACAAGGAUUAAAAAGGAUUUGCCAGUACAUUGUCGACUUGAUUCAUGAUGAUGACCGCUUGCUAAGAUUUUGAAAGUAUGAUGUUGACAUGAUCAGUCCAAUCAAAGCUACUGUAGAUAUAACGUGAUUUGGCGUCAUUGUAUCUGUGGCCAAUUACCUUGAGCCUUCUUGGAUGGGCACUUCUAAUGUAACUCUAGGGCAGCACCCAAGGGGUUUGAAUUUUCGAGCUCUACCCUUAGAUUUGGCAGUGACGUAGUGUCCACAUGAGUGACAGAACGCUGAGCCAAUACCGGGCCAACUAGAGAACAUUACCAACCCCUAUGCUCCGUAUUUUCAGCUGGCUGCCCCACCAUCACAGAAAGCACUGAGCUAGGCUGAAACACCUGUAUUUUGGAGCUGCCUUACUCAAGAAAGCAAAAAAGAGACCGUAUGCGGCUUUAUUAACUCCAUGAUUCUUUUUUUAUUUUUUUUACAUUGUUUGCAAACUGAUAUGUGACACGUAUUAAUGCCCAAAUAACAUGCAAACCAUUGUAUUUAUUUAUUUAUUUUUAGCUAAAAAUGUGGGGCUCAAAACAGGUCACCUGCCCUGAAUGACAGCUCGCCACGGCUGGUAUGUGUGUACAACACACAGUUAUGGGAUGUCACACCUGUUGCAAUUUUUCUAGUGUUUUGGUGUAGCAUGAACUGUAGUGUGAAUGCCAGUGUUUGGUAUAUGAACCGCAUUCAAUGUUAUACAGUGAGGGGAAAAAGUAUUUGAUCCCCUGCUGAUUUUGUACGUUUGCCCACUGACAAAGACAUGAUCAGUCUAUAAUUUUAAUGGUAGGUUUAUUUGAACAGUGAGAGACAGAAUAACAACAAAACAAUCCAGAAAGAAGCAUGUCAAAAAUUUUAUAAAUUGAUUUGCAUUUUAAUAAGGGAAGUAAGUAUUUGACCCCUCUGCAAAACAUUACUUAGUACUUGGUGACAAAACCCUUGUUGGCAAUCACAGAGGUCAGACGUUUCUUGUAGUUGGCCACCAGGUUUGCACACAUCUCAGGAGGGAUUUUGUCCCACUCCUCUUUGCAGAUCUUCUCCAAGUCAUUAAGGUUUCGAGCCUGACGUUUGGCAACUCAAACCUUCAGCUCCCUCCAAAGAUUUUCUAUGGGAUUAAGGUCUGGAGACUGGCUAGGCCACUCCAUGACCUUAAUGUGCUUCUUCUUGAGGCACUUCUUUGUUGCCUUGACCGUGUGUUUUGGGUCAUUGUCAUGCUGGAAUACCCAUUUUCAAUGCCCUGGCUGAGGGAAGGAGGUUCUCACCCAAGAUUUGACGGUACAUGGCCCCGUCCAUCGUCCCUUUGAUGCGGUGAAGUUGUCCUGUCCCCUUAGCAGAAAAACACCCCCAAAGCAUAAUGUUUCCACCUCCAUGUUUGACGGUGGGGAUGGUGUUCUUGGGGUCAUAGGCAGCAUUCCUCCUCCUCCAAACACGGCGAGUUGAGUUGAUGCCAAAUAGCUCGAUUUUGGUCUCAUCUGACCACAACACUUUCACCCAGUUCUCCUCUGAAUCAUUCAGAUGUUCAUUGGCAAACUUCAGACGGGCCUGUAUAUGUGCUUUCUUGAGCAGGGGGACCUUGCGGGCGCUGCAGGAUUUCAGUCCUUCACGGCGUAGUGUGUUACCAAUUGUUUUCUUGGUGACUAUGGUCCCAGCUGCCUUGAGAUCAUUGACAAGAUCCUCCCGUGUAAUUCUGGGCUGAUUCCUCAACGUUCUCAUGAUCAUUGCAACUCCACGAGGUGAGAUCUUGCAUGGAGCCCCAGGCCGAGGGAGAAUGACAGUUAUUUUGUGUUUCUUCCAUUUGCGAAUAAUCGCACCAACUGUUGUCACCUUCUCACCAAGCUGCUUGGCGAUGGUCUUGUAGCCCAUUCCAGCCUUGUGUAGGUCUACAAUCUUGUCCCUGACAUCCUUGGAGAGGUCUUUGGUCUUGGCCAUGGUGGAGAGUUUGGAAUCUGAUUGAUUGAUUGCUUCUGUGGACAGAUGUCUUUUAUACAGGUAACAAGCUGAGAUUAGGAGCACUCCCUUUAAGAGUGUGCUCCUAAUCUCAGCUCGUUACCUGUAUAAAAUACACCUGGGAGCCAGAAAUCUUUCUGAUUGAGAGGGGGUCAAAUACUUAUUUCCCUCAUUAAAAUGCAAAUCAAUUUAUAACAUUUUUGACAUGUGUUUUUCUGGAUUUUGUUGUUGUUAUUCUGUCUCUCACUUUUCAAAUAAACCUACCAUUAAAAUUAUAGACUGAUCAUUUCUUUGUCAGUGGGAAAACGUACAAAAUCAGCAGGGGAUGAAAUACUUUUUUCCCUCACUGUAUGUAGUCAUCAACCUGUGAUCUUGGCAUGAUGGCUCUAUCACUACAGCAUCACAGGGAAGUGACCUAUGACCCUACUUAGCACAGUAGAUCUCCAUCUCUCUUCUGCCUGUCUGACUCACUGAUACAGGCGACGUUGAGUCAUUCCAGACUCCCUUCCUCUUUCUCUACCUCUCUAACUCCCAUUCCUGUGAAUUAGUGUUUCUUGUUUGUGUGUGUUUGUGUGUGUAUUUCUAUUUUGUAUUUGUAUUUAUUAUGGGCAGCAGCUACACUUCCUGGGGUCCAGCAAAAUUAAGGCAGUUCAUACAAUUUUAAAAACAUUACAAUACAUUCACAGAUUUCACAACACACUGUGUGCCCUCAGGCCCCUACUACACCACUACCACAUAUCUACAGUACAAAAAUCCAUGUGUACGUGUGUGUAUAGUGCGUAUGUUAUCGUGUGUAUGCAUGUGUCUGCACCUAUGUUUGUGUUGCUUCACAGUCCCCGCUCUUCCAUAAGGUGUUUUUUUAUCUGUUUUUUUAAAUCAAAUUUUACUACUUGCAUCAGUUACUUGAUGUGGAAUAGGGUUCCAUGUAGUCAUGGCUCUAUGUAGUACUGUGCACCUCCCAUAGUCUGUUCUGGACUUGGGGACUGUGAAGAGACCUCUGGUAUUAUGUCUUGUGGGGUAUGCAUGGGUGACCGAGCUGUGCGCCAGUAGCUCAAACAGACAGCUCGGUGCACCCAACAUGUCAACACCUCUCAUAAACGCAAGUAGUGAUGAAGUCAAUCUCUCCUCAACUUUGAGCCAGGAGAGAUCGACAUGCAUAUUAUUAAUAUUAGCUCUCUGUGUACAUCCAAGGGCCAGCCGUGCUGCCCUGUUCUGAGCCAAUUGCAAUUUUCCUUUUUUUGUGGCACGUGACCACACGACUGAACAGUAGUCCAGGUGUGACAAAACUAGGGCCUGUAGGACCUGCCUUGUUGAUAGUCUGUUAAGAAGGUAGAGCAGCGCUUUAUUAUGGACAUACUUCUCCCCAUCUUAGCUACUGUUGUAUCAAUAUGUUUUGACCAUGACAGUUUACAAUCCAGGGUUACUCCAAGCAGUUUAGUCACCUCAACUUGCUCAAUUUCCACAUUAUUACAAGAUUUAGUUGAGGUUUAGGGUUUAGUGAUUGAUUUGUCCCAAAUACAAUGCUUUUAGGUUUAGAAGUAAUUAGGACUAACUUAUUCCUUACCACCCACUCUGAAACUAACUGCAACUCUUUAUUAAGUGUUGCAGUCGUUUCAGUCGCUGUAGUAGCUGACAUGUAUAGUGUUGAGUCAUCCGCAUACAUAGACACUCUGGCUUUUCUCAAAGCCAGUGGCAUGUCAUUAGUAAAGAUUGAAUAAAGUAAUGGUCCUAGACAGCUGCCCUGGGGAAUUCCUGAUUCUACCUGGAUUAUGUUGGAGAGGCUUCCAUUAUAGAACACCCUGUGUUCUGUUAGACAGGUAACCCUGUAUCCACAAUAUAGCAGGUGGAGUAAAGCCAUAACACAUACGUUUUUCCAGCAGCAGACUAUGAUCGAUAAUGUCAAAAGCCGCACUGAAGUCUAACAAAACAGCCCCCACAAUCUUUUUAUCAUCAAUUUCUCUCAGCCAAUCAUCAGUCAUUUGUGUAAGUGCUGUGCUUGUUGAAUGUCCUUCUGUAUAAGCAUGAUGAAAGUUUGUUGUCAAUUUGUUUACUGUAAAAUAGCAUUGUAUCUGGUCACAAUUUUUUCCAAUAGUUUACUAAGGGUUGGUAACAGGCUAAUUGGUCGGCUAUUUGAGCCAGGAAAGGGGGCUUUACUAUUCUUAGGUAGCGGAAUUACUUUUGCUUCCUUCCAAACCUGGGGGCACACACAUUCUAGUAGGCUUAAAUUGAAAAUAUGGCAAAUAGGAGUGGCAAUAUCGUCUGCUAUUAUCCUCAGUAAUUUUCCAUCCAAGUUGUCAGACCCCGGUGGCUUGUCAUUGUUGAUAGACAACAAUACUUUUUUUCACCUCUUCCACACUCACUUUACGGAAUUCAAAAUUACAAUGCUUGUGUUUCAUAAUUUGGUCAGAUAUACUUGGAUUGUUGCUGGCAUGUCAUGCCUAAGUUUGCUAAUCUUGCCAACAAAAAAAUCAUUAAAGUAGUUGGCAAUAUCAGUUGGUUUUGUGAUGAAUGAGCCAUCGGAUUCAAUGAACCAACAUUUCAUAUAAGGUGCUCCAAAGCUUUUUACUAUCAUUCUUUAUGUCAUUUAUCUUUGUUUCAAAGUGUAGUUUCUUCUUCUUUUUAUGCAGUUCAGUGUAUGCAGAUCUAUGUGGGCAAUUGUGUUUCUAUUCACAUGCACGUGUGUCCUUACUGCAUUAGGCUGGACAGAGUGUGCAGACUUUUAAUUAAGUAUUGGUAGUGGUGGUGCUGUUCUGUUUUCAUGGCCUACAUCUGCCAUUUUAAAGGCUGUUUAGUCUUAACAAGUACCGUCCAUAGUUACUAGUAAUCCCAUUCUUCCACUUAUAUUUUAUAUGAUGGGCAUAUAAAGUAACCACUUAUUUUGUGCUUGUCCUACAUCUUUUGUUCUGUCUUUAUGACGUCAGUGCCCAUCCCACUGAUGGAAGGAAAUACUGGAUAAAUCCUUCAGCACAUAUGACUUGGGUUUGUCUAGUGGGCGGGCAGCGUACCCUAACCUGAGUGUUAACCCAAUUGCAGAGAGGAGGAGAGCGCCAGACUGAGAGAGUGAGAAAACAUUUCUGAUGUAAAGGGCAGAAAGACAAAGAAAAACAUACAGAGAAAUAAAGGCAGAAUGACAGGUGGACAGAUAGAUAUACAGGUGGGGACAGACAUAUACACUACAUGACCAAAAGUAUGUGGACACCUGCUCGUUGAACAUCUCAUUCCAAAAUCAUGGGCAUUAAUAUGGAGUUGGUCCCCACUUUGCUGCUAUAACAGCCUCCACUCUUCUGGGAAGGCUUUCCACUAGAUAUUGGAACAUUGCUGUGGGGACUUGCUUCCAUUCAGCCACAAGAGCAUUAGUGAGGUCGGGCACUGAAGUUGGGCGAUUAUGCCUGUCUCACAGUCGGCGUUCCAAUUCAUCUCAAAGGUGUUUGAUGGGAUUGAGGUCAGGGCUCUGUGCAGGUUAGUCAAGUUCUUCCACACCGAUCUCGACAAACCAUUUCUGUAUGGACCUCGCUUUGUGCACGGGGGCAUUGUCAUGCUGAAACUGAGAAGUGCCUUCCCCAAACUGUUUCCACAAAGUUGGAAGCACAGAAUCGUCUAGAAUGGCAUUGUAUGCUGUAGAGUUAAGAUUUCCCUUCACUGGAACUAACGGGCCUAGCCCAAACCAUGGAAAACAGCCCCAGACCAUUAUUCCACCUCCACCAAACUUUACAGUUGGCAAUAUGCAUACGGGCAGGUAGCAUUCUCCUGGCAUCCGCCAAACCCAGAUUCAUCCGUCGGACUGCCAGAUGGUGAAGCGUGAUUCAAUGGCGGCAAGCUUUACACCACUCCAGCCGACACUUGGCAUUGCGCAUGGUGAUCUUAGGCUUGUGUGCGGCUGCUCGGCCAUGUAAACCCAUUUCAUGAAGCUGCCAACAAACAGUUAUUGUGCUGACAUUGCUUCCAGAGAUUGUUUGGAACUCGGUAGUGAGUGUUGUAACCAAGGACAGAUGAUUUUUACACGCUACGUGCUUCAGCACUCAGCGGCCCCGUUCUGUGAGCUUGUGUGGCCUACCACUUCGCGGCUGAGCCGUUGUUGCUCCUAGACAUUUCUACUUCAAAUAUCAGCACUUACAGUUGACCGGGGCAGCUCUAGCUGGACAGAAAUUUGAUGAACUGACUUGUUGGAAAGGUGGAAUCCUAUGACAGUGCCACGUUGAAAGUCAUUCUACUGCCAAUGUUUGUCUAUGGAGAUUGCAUGGCUGUGUGCUAGAUUUUAUACACCUGUCAGCAACGGGUGUGGCUGAAAUAGUAGAAUCCACUAAUUUGAAGGGGUGUCCACAUACUUUUGUAUAUAUAGUGUAGGUGGGGACAGACAGACGGAUAGGGAAGGGAAUGUGUGUCAGAGCUGAGACAGGGAACACUGUAGUCCACUGGACUAGAGCAGGUGAAGGUGCCCUCAGUGGGGCUCUGUCUGUCAGUCUGUCUAUCACGGACUGGAGCAGAUAGGAAAGUGAAAGAUGAGGAUAAUCAGGACAGGGGGAGAAUAACUAUAAAGGCCUGUGGUGUUUUGUCCUUCACAAAGGACUGUCUUGUUGUGACUAAACAUGAUGACUCUGUUUGUUGGGAUGGGAGGCUCAAUUUAAAACUGAAACUAGGCCAUUUAUUUUUCCGUAUAUGCUGCUUGCAUAUGCUGUGAACCCUCCAUGGUUCUCAAUUUUCUCUGACUACCAUUUGUUGGCAGUUUGCUCUCAUACAGAGUAGAGCUUUUGUUUGGGUUAUUAGUGUGCUGUGCAUGAGCUGUUUGGGCUGUGAGCGUGUUGGGCAUUAGCUGGUUAGGCAUUGUGAAAUGGGCUUUGUCCUCUCCCCCACACUCCCACAUCUCUCCAUCAAAGUUCUCAUAGACCUUACAGCUUUAUAGUCAGUGGAUUUAAAACCCCUAACUCCACGAAUCCUCACACUGCCCAGCAUGCACUCCAUUCUCUUUGAACUGCCUGAAAGCCUAGGCCUGUUUCAGUCCAGCUAUAGUACACUAUUCUUCAGCCUGUAUCUGAGUACUGGCCAAGGACUGGUUUUAGAUGUCUUGCUUUUUUACAGAGGAAUUUUAAGUCACACGUUAUGUAUUAAAGCUUCUGAAUGUCUCAGUUGGCUAUUUGGGAGCACUGUGUUACUGUGGCAUUGUCGUUCAGGUUGGGAAAUUAAGUUGUUAUUAGGCACUUGCUGCAGUUACAUACUAUAUUGUGGUCCAUUGCUCUAACAAAGCUCUUACUUGUAUACAACUAAGCCUGCAACUCAACUCUGGUACAAUUGCAGUGACAUUAACACAUUGUUUCUGCCAGUAGAUUUAUUAGACUCCAAAAAAGACUGGCAAGCUGGAAAGGGAAGGAUGUCAAUUCACACUUAAUACGAAUUUGGUAUGCGGGUGGUUUUAUUUUGCCCCCUCAAGUUUAUUUAUAUAUUGUUUUAUUUCUGGGCAUAAAAUACUGUCAAAACACCAGGAAAUCAGUUCCAAGUGAUUUUAAUUUAAGAAAUCUGUUCCCAAGUAUUCCCACGCAUUAUAGAGAGACACGUGAUCGUAGUCAAACAUUACAUCUGUUUGAGCUUCUUGCGGUCAAUUUGCAGUCUACAAAUUAUUUGUAAUUGUGUUCCGUAAUUAUCAUCACAGACAUAGAUUAUCUCCCUAUAGCAAUUAUCAAAUUCAGAUAGGAUUUCCCACAUUGCUAACAUUUACAGUUAUAGGAUGUAGCCCUGUUUCUAUGUUACCCUCUAUAAGAUGAAAAACAAUUGAAGUCUGUGCACAGUUCUUCUCAUCCCCUCAAUUAAAUCCCCUUUAUGUUGUGUCAUAUUCUCUCCCUGUAUUUGUGCUGUCCUUGAUGUCCUCUGUAAAUGGCUGUAUGCUGUAGCCUACUAUUUGAGAGGGCUAUAAAAACAGCUAAACAUAGUUAGUGAUUAAUAUAAUCACUGCUUAUUAAAGUAUUAACAUGUUAUAUUGGAGUGUUUAAUUAGACCAGAAGAUUCUCGAACAGAACAUUAAAAUGUGCUUAUCUCUGAGAUCAGAGGUAGCUAUCUCCUUAUGUAAUAUUUAUGAUAUAGUUAUAUUUUUCUCUCUCUGUUAUCCGUAACCUGAUUGCAUUAUACAGACCAGGGUGGGGAUAUGUUGCUUUGAAACUGGCACAGAACUGCUACCAUUCCUAGUUUCCAAAUUGUAAGAAUAUUGUCUCCCAUUCAAGAAAAUAUCAGGUAGCCUAGCAAAAUGCAUCAUAUGGGGAUGAUUUCUGUAUUUUGAAAGUUACAUAUCUUGAAAACUUGAUUGCUGACAAGCAAAACAUUUUGGGGCCAUGUCAACAAUGGACUAAUGAAACAAAUACCAACAUAUAGUUUUGGGGUGUAAUUUUCCUUUAAGAGCAUUGGGCCAGGAACCGAAAGGUUGCUGGUUGAAUCCCCUGAGAAAUCUGUUGAUGUACCCUUGAGCAAGGCACUUAACCCUAAUUGCUCUGGAUAAGAUUGUCUGCUAAAUGACUAAAAUGUCAAAUGUUUUAUAGGGGGUGAGGAUUUUGUUUGUUAUGUUGGUGGUUUCAUUUGUAAUCCCAACCGGUCUCCACUCUCUCGUUGCUUAAUAUGGUAAUCCUGAUCAUCUGACCCCCUCUCAUUUUGACCCCCUCUCAUCUGACCCCCUCUCAUCUGACCCCCUCUCAUCUGACCCCCUCUCAUCUGACCCCCUAUCAUCUGUCUACUAUAGAACAACCCCUGAUGACCCUGUUAUAAAACCACAGAUUGCCAAAACCUUCAUUUCCUAACUAGAUAUCCACUUCAAUGUUGUAAUUCAACAUCUGUAAUGCAUUUUAACAGGGAAAUUCAGUUUUCAGAAAAUAAAGGCAAACUUCAUUUUGUUGUAAAGGGAGAGAAGGCAGAGUUCAACUUGAUGCUACAGAUCAGUGAUUAGUUCACAUGAAUUAGGCAGUGCCUCCUGAAGGCAGGUUUGAGGCUAUGUGCAUGUCCAGUCUUAUCCAUGUUGUACAGUGAGGGGAAAAAAGUAUAUGAUCCCCUGCUGAUUUUGUACGUUUGCCCACUGACAAAGAAAUGAUCAGUCUAUAAUUUUAAAGGUAGGUUUAUUUGAACAUUGAGAGACAGAAUAACAACAAAAAAAUCCAGAAAAACCUAUGUCAAAAAUGUUAUAAAUUGAUUUGCAUUUUAAUGAGGGAAAUAAGUAUUUGACCCCUCUGCAAAACAUGACUUAGUAAUUGGUGGCAAAACCCUUGUUGGCAAUCACAGAGGUCAGACGUUUCUUGUAGUUGGCCACCAGGUUUGCACACAUCUCAGGAGGGAUUUUGUCCCACUCCUUUUUGCAGAUCAUCUCCGAGUCAUUAAGGUUUCGAGGCUGACGUUUGGCAACUCGAACCUUCAGCACCCUCCACAGAUUUUCUAUGGGAUUAAGGUCUGGAGACUGGCUAGGCCACUCCAUGACCUUAAUGUGCUUCUUCUUGAGCCACUCCUUUGUUGCCUUGGCCGUGUGUUUUGGGUCAUUGUCAUGCUGGAAUACCCAUCCACGACCCAUUUUCAAUGCCCUGGCUGAGGGAAGGAGGUUCUCACCCAAGAUUUGACGGUACAUGGCCCCGUCCAUCGGCCCUUUGAUGCGGUGAAGUUGUCCUGUCCCCUUAGCAGAAAAACACCCCCAAAGCAUAAUGUUUCCACCUCCAUGUUUGACGGUGGAGAUGGUGUUCUUGGGGUCGUAGGCAGCAUUCCUCCUCCAAACACGGCGAGUUGAGUUGAUGCCAAAGAGCUCCAUUUUGGUCUCAUCUGACCACAACACUUUCACCCAGUUCUCCUCUGAAUCAUUCAGAUGUUCAUUGGCAAACUUCAGACGGGCCUGUAUAUGUGCUUUCUUGAGCAGGGGGACCUUGCGGGCGCUGCAGAAUUUCAGUCCUUCACGGCGUAGUGUGUUACCAAUUGUUUUCUUGGUGACUAUGGUCCCAGCUGCCUUGAGAUCAUUGACAAGAUCCUCCCGUGUAGUUCUGGGCUGAUUCCUCACCGUUCUCAUGAUCAUUGCAAAUCCACGAGGUGAGAUCUUGCAUGGAGCCCCAGGCCGAGGGAGAUUGACAGUUCUUUUGUGUUUCUUCCAUUUGUGAAUAAUCGCACCAACUGUUGUCACCUUCUCACCAAGCUGCUUGGCGAUGGUCUUGUAGCCCAUUCCGGCCUUGUGUAGGUCUACAAUCUUGUCCCUGACAUCCUUGGAGAGCUCUUUGGUCUUGGCCAUGGUGGAGAGUUUGGAAUCUGAUUGAUUGAUUGCUUCUGUGGACAGGUGUCUUUUAUACAGGUAACAAACUGAGAUUAGGAGCACUCCCUUUAAGAGUGUGCUCCUAAUCUCAGCUCGUUACCUGUAUAAAAGACACCUGGGAGCCAGAAAUCUUUCUGAUUGAGAGGGGGUCAAAUACUUAUUUCCCUCAUUAAAAUGCAAAUCAAUUUAUAACAUUUUUGACAUGCGUGUUUGUUGUUAUUCUGUCUCUCACUGUUCAAAUAAACCUACCAUUAAAAUUAUAGACUGAUAAUUUCUUUGUCAGUGGGCAAACGUACAAAAUCAGCAGGGGAUCAAAUACUUUUUUCCCUCACUGUAUUCUCUUUGAGAGUAUGAAGACAUCCAGCUUUGAUAAUGUUCCAUUAAUUAGGGCGUGCAUGAUGUCCCUCUGCAACCAUAGAAAAGAUAAACACAGUGAAGGUAACAGAGAGGGAGAUUAUCAACUCAGUCAUCUCUGAGAUCAUUGGGGUCACAUCUUGAUGAACCAGCUGGAGGGUGAAAAGCCUGCCUGUAAACCAUCUGUGUUAGUGUGACAGAGAGGACCUGACAACUUGAAGACUUUCUCUGGUGUUUGUUUGCCCUGCGUGAACCCACUCAGGGUCUACAGCAGCAUUGUAUGGAUUUUCUCUGUAGAGUGAAUUCUUGUCUUUAUACAUGAAAAUAGAGAUGAUAAAACAAAUAAUUGAAUAAUAAAGGAUGGCUGACUUAUUCCAAAAAAUUAAUCAUAGGAAGCUUGAUCCUGAUCAUUGAUCUCAGUGUUAUUUUCUCCACAGAUCCGUGUCCUGCUUUUCAUCGGUCUCUACAUCAUCUCCUAUCUGGUCAUCACCCACUACAAGAGGAACACUGAGUUCACCAUAGGUACGUGUGAGUCUGUGAGGUCAAAUGUCAGGGGAGUGGAGGUCAGGUCACAGACUGCAAGGUCUGCUGGGUUUCUGCAGCUCAGCACUCUACUGAUUAACUGUAAAAGUCAAUGAUUAGACUGUUGGUAUUUCUGUAUGUCUGCCAAUAUCCUCCUUUGGUCCUGUACAUGUGGGUGUUGUACUACAGCCAGGAUGGACAUAUACAGUAUAUAAAUGCAUAUCUCAGCAUAUGUUUGCCAUUACUUCACACUUCUGCAUAUAGGUUUUGCAUAUCAACAUAAACAAGUUGCUGUUUACCAUGAAGGGGCCAUAAUAACUUGUUAAUUUAUGUGUGUGUGCAUGUGCACGAGCUAGGGUGUUUUUAACUGCAGCAACCCCAUCACCUCACUUGUGAGUGUAUGUUUGCGUCAGGAAUUGACAGCAAGCAUUGGUAUGGCGGACGGGACGCUUUCCAAAAUACACUCUGGUACAAAUUACAGCCAGAGCCUGUUAUGCAACCUCCCCCUGUUGCCCCCCUCCCUCGGCCACCCGGAUUCUCUGUCCUGUUAGACAGGGUAAGAGGCGCAAGGAAUGUUAUUUUUAUUAUUAUUAUAAUUUUAAAAAAUUGGGGGACGGUAGCUUUAAUAUUGUAGAUAGAUGUUGGGUUGUAGCAAAUUAAUUGUUUGCAUCAUUUCUAAUCUGCAAGGAAUGUUCCCCUGGGAUUAUAAUACUGUCCGUAGGGCAGACAAAGUGCACAAAAACCCCACACACACACUUGGACAGGCACGCACAAACUCACACACAUACACACAACCAGCUCCCACCCAGUCAGGAAUGUAGGGUCCGCAGCACCCCGUGGACAACCAGUGGGGAGCCAGUAAUGAAUAUGGGUGUUGGGAAUAGGGGUUUUCACAAACCAGAUGUUUCUGGCUAUAGUUUCAUUCUAGUAAUCUCUCUUGUGUAGUGUGAUUUCAAACCAUGUACGAAACCAGAGAGAGAGAGAAAGAAGUGAGGGGGAAACAGAGCGAUCCAUGGGUUUUUACUUUAACCAACAAAGGACUCUGCACUUUUGAUAGCCUGUCUUCUUUUGCUGGUACAAAACAAUGGGAUACAAAAUAAGCCUGAACUUCAAAGCCUGUGUUAAAUAUGAUCAUCCUUCAGUUUUUAGGACUACAUUCUUCAUCGUAAUGAGUGGGGUUAGCAAAUUGUUCAAUACCACCCUCAACCCUUUUCCCAACACUUGCACAUGCAUACUAAAUUGUGCACUGAUUUGUUCAGUUGUUGGAAACAGCUGACAUUUCUGAUCAAUAUCAUGAUCAGUCACAAAUCAGGGCCACACACAUAUACACACAUGGGGUCCAGAGAUCUUCGAACAAUGUAUUACUGUACUGUGAUAAGGGUUGGCGUUUUACUUUUGGGCAAUUACAUUUCCUGCUUUUGUAAAGAACCUAGUAUUGCCAGUUCCUGGUUUGUAGCCUGCAGCAUAAACACACACACACUGUAUGUACACAAUAAUUUGCUUUGCUUGAUCACACACAAAAACACUUUUCCACACAUGUGCAAACAUGUUUGUUGAUUAUAGUUGUUACUCCAAGAACAGUUUUAGCCUGCAGGUGUUUGUGACAGUUGAGCAACAUGUGCUUGUCUCCCUUUAGGACAUUUUGGGGAAGGAGGUCUUGUCUUUUAUCAGGUUCCCAGCUUCUUGCCCAGCCGGUCUGCCCCCUCCCCCCCACACACGUAUUCCUCUUUCUGAAAGCCAUACUAAUAAUUGUGUUGUGUGCUUUAAAUUAUAGAUGACAGCGAAGAUGCAACAGUCAACAAAAUUGCGUAAGUAACUUUGAACAAUAGAGGCUUUAUUACCACCGAUCAUAUCUAUAUCUGCCACAUAAUGUCAGAAAACCAAUAUACUGUACCUAAAUAUUUUAUAUUUAUAUGUGUCAUAUGGGAAUGCGGCUUCUUUUUGUAAAAUCUAUUUUUCUCUCUCCCCCUCUUUCUCUCUGCCUUUCUAUAGGCUGUGUCUCUGUACGUUCACUCUCUCUGUCUCUAUGGGCGCUGUCCUACUCCUACCUCUCUCCAUCUUGUCCAAUGAGGUCCUGCUCUCCUUCCCACAGAGCUACUACAUGCAGUGGCUUAACGGAUCUCUUAUACACGGUAAACACACACAAGCCCCUAAAUGAACAUACUCACACACACAGUUACGCUAACACACACGUUGCCAGACACACCUAAUGCAUGCAGACAUUUGUACGUGGUUUGAGGUCCUGUGCUGAUGAAAGAUCUUCUCAGUGCACAUGCUUCACAUAUUUGCUUUUUAUUCCUAUUUAAUUUGUUCAGAGAAAAAUUACAGUCCACCCCAGGUUACAAGGGUGCAAAUAUGACAUUUACUCAGUGAUGAUGAUAAGACAGACUGCCGAUAUGAGCUCCUCAGAACUUUCAACUUUUAAAACUGACUGUUAGUGAAAUGUAAUCAGAAGACUAUAGCAUGUAGAGGGGAGGACAGCUCAUAAUAAUGGCGUGAAUGGAAUGAUAACUAAUACAUGGAAACCAUGUGUUUGAUGUGCUCGAUACCAUUCAAUUUAUUCCAUUCCAGCCAUUACUAUGGCGGGCGGAAGGUAGCCUGGCGUUUAAGAGCGUUGGGCCAGUAAUCAAAUAGUUACUGGUUCGAAUCCCAGAGCCGGCUAGGUGGAAAACAUCUGCCGUUCUGCACUUGAGCAAGGCAGUUAACCCCCAACAACAACUGCUCCCUGGGCACCGAUGAUGUGGACAUUGAUCAAGGCAGCCACCCACCUGGUUAAAAGUGGAAGACAGAUUUCCCUUGAAUGCAUUCAGUUGUGCAACUGACUAGGUAUCCCCUUUCCCUUCGAGCCUGUCCUCCCCAAUUAAGGUGCCACCGGCCGCCUGUGGGAGAGAGAGAGCCUCUCACUGUCUAAAACACUGUCUGUCCCCAUCUCUCAAUGCAGGACUGUGGAAUCUAGUCUUCCUCUUCUCCAACCUCUCCCUGGUCUUCCUCCUGCCCUUUGCCUACUUCUUCACUGAGUCUGAGGGCUUCGCUGGAUCCAAAAAGGUACCUGCUUCAGUGACAGAGCAGACUGGUUAGAAGAUGUGCUUGAGCCAAAUCCCCUGAGUAUUGUUGUCAUGACAUGAUGAUUGGGAUGAGUUGGCUAAAGCACAUACAUAUCUGGGAAGAGGUUAGUGAUAAAGCAUCAUGUACAGUAUAUAUAUAACAUGUGGUAUAAUGUUUCUAUACUCUCUGUACACAGGGUGUGAUGGCCCGUCUGUAUGAGACAGCAGUAGUCCUCUUCCUCCUGACCCUGCUUGUACUGGGGAUGGUGUGGGUGGCAUCAGCCAUACUUGAUGAUAAUAUGGCCAGUCUUUACGGUAAAACAACCCCUCUACUCCUUCUCCCCUCUCUCUCUCUCUUGUUCUCUCCCCCUGUUAUGUGACUUUCAUAACCUGUUUUAUGUGAUUUUUGUCUUUUAACUUCCACCUCUUUACAUAUUUUGUCUGUUGGCGUUGUUAACUGAAAAUGUGCAAUGUAAGUUUAAUUCCUAAAUUACUCUAAAAUGUGUUCUGUGUUCUGUCUGUCAGAUCUGUGGGAGUAUUACCUGCCUUAUCUGUACUGCUGCAUUUCCUUGUUCGGAGUCCUGCUGCUGUUGUGUAAGUACAGUACAUGUUUACCCAUGAGUAUCCCAGCCAAUUGGCAUUGUGUAUAUGUGAGAUUUCUCUCUGUGAUGCCUGUGUAUUAUAUAAUAUAUAAAUGUAUCCCCUGUCUCCCACAGUAUGCACUCCUCUGGGAUUAUCGCGCAUGUUCAGCAUCACAGGAAGCCUACUGGUCAAACCAAAGGUGAGUGUGUCUGUGUGAGACUCAUGUCAGUGUAUGGUGUUGGUAUGUACAGUAUGUGUGUGCUGGUCUGACUCCCUGAACGUCUUCCAUCCUCAGCUGCUGGAGGACCUUGACGAGACAAUGAGUUGCGCUGAGUUUGAAGAGGCCUCUUUAUCCAGGAAACUCACUAGUUAGUUCCAUUACAUAACACAUAUAUAUGAUAUAACGUAUGUCCAUUUUAUGCCAUAAUUUGUCCAUUCCAUGCAGAAUUCAAGUGAUGCGAUGUCUCUUUAAAGGGAAUAUUGAAUAAAAGCUGAUCACAAAAUUACACCUCUCUCUCUCUGCAGGUGGGACCUCGUGUUGGAUUAAUGUGAAUGCAGAGGUUCUGAGGAACCGGUUCUUCAACAUUCAGGCCAGGUGGAUUGCUCUGGGUAGGAACUACUGACUUUCAUAAAGACGCACAACAUGUCCUAUGCCACGAGGCAUGGCCAGGAAAACGUUUGGCUAUAAUUAGGGCCUGGAGUUUGUCCUGGUCGGGUCACAUGGUCAGGAAAAUCUCCAACAGAUAGAAAGACACUAAUUCUGGAUUUCUGUUUUUUGCCUUCAGACAUAUGGAAGAGAGUGUCACCAUGGCAGCGUAACCUAGGAUACCCAUUGGCCAUGCUGUUGCUGUUGGCUCUAACGGUGAGGAGAGUCAGACUCACCACUGACAUCACCUGCGGGCAUACACCUGACACCACUUCCUCAUACAAAAUGAGUGUGUUCUGAUUGGCUGUGUGUGUGUUAUUCUCUUUCCCAGGUGGUGUGUGUGCUCAUUGUGUGUUACCAUGUGGUGGAGUUGCUGUUUGAUGAGACAGCUAUGCCUCGCGGGAUGGAGGUGAGGGGAUGCUUUCCUUUACAAGCAAUUACUAAUAAUUAUGUGUUUAUAAACUGAUACGCAAAACGACGCCGGAUUCAAAACUUAGAAUUUUUUUAUUUAAAUUAUUAUACAAAAUUCUUGCUACCAUUAUAAUGUUAUUUAUAUGGGGGAUACAAUCUUCCCAGCUCUGCAGAUUUUGCUGUGAAGAGACAGAAUCAUUAGAUCAUUUGUUUUGGUACUGUCCAUUUGUAGGUUGUUUUUGGUCACAGGUCCAGGAAUGGCUGAAGGAUUGCAAUAUUUACCUGGAGCUAACCCUGCACAUAGCACUACUGGGUGAUUGUCACGCCCUGACCUAGAGAACUCUUGUUGGUUGGGUCAGGGUGUGAGUUCAGUUUGAGAUCUACAUUGGGGAAAAAAAGUAUUUAGUCAGCCACCAAUUGUGCAAGUUCUCCCACUUAAAAAGAUGAGAGAGGCCUGUAAUUUUCAUCAUAGGUACACGUCAACUAUGACAGACAAAUUGAGAAUUUUUUUUCCAGAAAAUCACUGUAGGAUUUUUAAUGAAUUUAUUUGAAAAUUAUGGUGGAAAAUAAGUAUUUGGUCACCUACAAACAAGCAAGAUUUCUGGCUCUCACAGACCUGUAACUUCUUCUUUAAGAGGCUCCUCUGUCCUCCACUCGUUACCUGUAUUAAUGGCACCUGUUUGAACUUGUUAUCAGUAUAAAAGACACCUGUCCACAACCUCAAACAGUCACACUCCAAACUCCACUAUGGCCAAGACCAAAGAGCUGUCAAAGGACACCAGAAACAAAAUUGUAGACCUGCACCAGGCUGGGAAGACUGAAUCUGCAAUAGGUAAGCAGCUUGGUUUGAAGAAAUCAACUGUGGGAGCAAUUAUUAGGAAAUGGAAGACAUACAAGACCACUGAUAAUCUCCCUCGAUCUGGGGCUCCACGCAAGAUCUCACCCCGUGGGGUCAAAAUGAUCACAAGAACGGUGAGCAAAAAUCCCAGAACCACACGGGGGGACCUAGUGAAUGACCUGCAGAGAGCUGGGACCAAAGUAACAAAGCCUACCAUCAGUAACACACUACGCCGCCAGGGACUCAAAUCCUGCAGUGCGAGACGUGUCCCCCUGCUUAAGCCAGUACAUGUCCAAGCCCGUCUGAAGUUUGCUAGAGUGCAUUUGGAUGAUCCAGAAGAGGAUUGGGAGAAUGUCAUAUGGUCAGAUGAAACCAAAAUAGAACUUUUUGGUAAAAACUCAACUCGUCGUGUUUGGAGGACAAAGAAUGCUGAGUUGCAUCCAAAGAACACCAUACCUACUGUGAAGCAUGGGGGUGGAAACAUCAUGCUUUGGGGCUGUUUUUCUGCAAAGGGACCAGGACGACUGAUCCGUGUAAAGGAAAGAAUGAAUGGGGCCAUGUAUCGUGAGAUUUUGAGUGAAAACCUCCUUCCAUCAGCAAGGGCAUUGAAGAUGAAACGUGGCUGGGUCUUUCAGCAUGACAAUGAUCCCAAACACACCACCCGGGCAACGAAGGAGUGGCUUCGUAAGAAGCAUUUCAAGGUCCUGGAGUGGCCUAGCCAGUCUCCAGAUCUCAACCCCAUAGAACAUCUUUGGAGGGAGUUGAAAGUCCGUGUUGCCCAGCGACAGCCCCAAAACAUCACUGCUCUAGAGGAGAUCUGCAUGGAGGAAUGGGCCAAAAUACCAGCAACAGUGUGUGAAAACCUUGUGAAGACUUACAGAAAAUGUUUGACCUGUGUCAUUGCCAACAAAGGGUAUAUAACAAAGUAUUGAGAAACUUUUGUUAUUGACCAAAUACUUAUUUUCCACCAUAAUUUGCAAAUAAAUUCAUUAAAAUCCUACAAUGUGAUUUUCUGAAAUGUUUUUCCUCAUUUUGUCUGUCAUAGUUGACGUGUACCUAUGAUGAAAAUUACAGGCCUCUUUCAUCUUUUUAAGUGGGAGAACUUGAACAAUUGGUGGCUGACUAAAUACUUUUUUCCCCCACUGUAUGUUAUUGUAUUUCUAUGUUGUAUUCUAGUAUUUGUAUUUCUAUGUUUGGCCGGGUGUGAUUCCCAAUCAGAGGCAGCUGUCGCUCAUUGUCUCUGAUUGGGGAUCAUACUUAAGUAGCCUGGUUGCCUACCUUAGUUGUGGGAUCUUGUUUGUGUUCCUGUUUGGCUUGUUGUGUGUAUAGCCCAUAGGACUUCACGUUUUCGUUAUUUUGUCAAGUGUUUAUUCUUAUUAAUAAACAUGUACGCAUACCACGCUGCACCUUGGUCUGACCCGUCUCUCAACGAUCGUGACAGAAGAUCCCACCACCAACGAACCAAGUAGCGUGCCCAGGAGCAGCAGACACCCUGGACACAGGUGGGAAAGACAUUUUGGACUUGGGAGGAGAUAUUGGCUGGUAGAGGACCCUGGGCGAAGGAGGAAGCCCAGGCAGGAGAGGAGAAACGGCGACUCAAAAGGACUCGGUCACGAAGAAAGCCAGAGAAGCAGCCCCAAUAAAAGAAAAUUGGGGGGCACACAGGGGGGUUGGCGGAGCCAGGGUUCAGAGCAGAGCCAACUCCCUGUAUUCACGCUAAGAAGCGUGUGACCGUGCAGGCUCUGUGUUAUGCGGAGAUACGCACUGUGUCGCCAGUGCGCCUGCACAGUCCAGUGCGUCCUGUGCUAGCGCCAUGCACGUGCCGUGCGAAAAUGGGCAUCCAGCCAGGACGGGUUGUGCCGGCUCAACGCUCCUGGUCUCCAGUACGCCUCCUCGGUCCAGCAUAUCCUGCGGUGGUUCUAGGUACUGUGUCUCCAGUGCGCGUUCACAGCCCAGUGCGUCCUGUGCUAACGCCACGCACGUACCGUGCGGAAGUGGGCAUCCAGCCAGGACGGGUUGUGUCAGCUCUACGCUCCAGACCUCCAGUGCGCCUCCACAGCCCGGUACGGCCUGUGCCAGCUCCUCGCACCAAACCAGUGGUGCCUGUCGCCAGCCCGGUACGCCCCGUACCUGCUCCCCGCACCAAACCAGCGGUGCGUGUAUCCAGUCCAGUACGGCCCGUACCUUCUCCCCGCACCAAACCAGUGGUGCUUGUCGCCAGCCCGGUACGCCCCGUACCUGCUCCCCGCACCAAACCAGCGGUGCGUGUAUCCAGUCCAGUACGGCCCGUACCUGCUCCCUGCACCAAACCUGUGGUGCGUGUCGCCAGCCCGGUACGCCCCGUACCUGCUCCCCGCACCAAACCAGUGGUGCGUGUAUCCAGUCCGGCACGGCCCGUGCCUGCUCCUCACACCAAACCUGUGGUGCGUGUCUCCAGUCCGGCAUGACCCGUGCCUGCUCCCCGCACCAAACCAGUGGUGCGUGUAUCUAGUCCGGCACGGCCCGUGCCUGCUCCUCGCACCAGACCAGUGGUGCGUGUUCCCAGUCCCGCUCCGGUCAGCGGUUCCACUCCGGAGCCAGAGCAGUCCGCUCCACCGGUGCCGAGUCCAGCUCCGGUCAGCGGCUCCACUCCGGAGCCAGAGCAGUCCGCUCCACCGGUGCCUAGUCCAGCUCCGGUCAGCGGUUCCACUCCGGAGCCAGAGUAGUCCGCUCCACCGGUGCCUAGUCCAGCUCCGGUCAGUGGUUCUACUCCGGAGCCAGGGCAGUCCGCUCCACCGGGGUCCAGUUCAGCCUUGGUCAGCAGCUCCACUCCAGACCCAGAAGUCAGCCCCUCUCCAGGUUCAGGGUCUCCCACACCAGGGUCCAGACAGGGCUUGGUGCAUCGUGGGAGGAAGGAGAGGGGAAGCAUCGCGCCGAGGACCAGACCAGGGGCGCAACGGGAGGCAGAGAGGUAGAGGUCGUCAUGCCCGGAGCCGGAGCCGCCUCCGAGGCUGAAUGCCCACCCGGACCCUCCCCUAAUGAAUCAGGUUUGGUCGGCCGGAGUACGCACUGUUGCGGGGGGGGGGGGGGGGUACUGUCACGCCCUGACCUAGAGAACUCUUGUUGGUUGGGUCAGGGUGUGAGUUCAGUUUGAGAUCUAUGUUAUUGUAUUUCUAUAUUGUAUUCUAGUAUUUCUAUGUUUGGCCGGGUGUGAUUCCCAAUCAGAGGCAGCUGUCGCUCGUUGUCUCUGAUUGGGGAUCAUACUUAAGUAGCCUGGUUGCCUACCUUAGUUGUGGGAUCUUGUUUGUGUUCCUGUUUGGCUUGUUUGUGUAUAGCCCAUAGGACUUCACGUUUUCGUUGUUUUUGUUAUUUUGUCAAGUGUUUAUUCUUAUUAAUAAAUAUGUACGCAUACCACGCUGCACCUUGGUCUGACCCGUCUCUCAACGAUCGUGACAGUGAUCUGAAAAGUCAUAGUCAAUCGAUCAAUUAUAUAAUAAUACUUUUAGCAAAAAAAUGUAUUUUCAAUUUACAAUCUGUAGAAACAAUGAGAAUAGAAGGGUUCAGAACUUUUGUGAAACAUCACAGUACAGUUGAAAAAUAUAUGGCAAAUAGAAAUCCAAUAUGGAUGGUGUUAAGAGAUAGAUGGGAGGUGUUGAAUGGAGCUGAAGGAUGGGACUAAUAACAACUAACAAUAACUAAUAACAACAAGAUAACUAAUGUAAAGCAUACUGUGUCCAUAAUAAGUACAGUGGGGAGAACAAGUAUUUGAUAAACUGCCGAUUUUGCAGGUUUUCCUACUUACAAAGCAUGUAGAGGUCUGUAAUUUUUAUCAUAGGUACACUUCAACUGUGAGAGACGGAAUCUAAAACAAAAAUCCAGAAAAUCACAUUGUAUGAUUUUUAAGUAAUUAAUUUGCAUUUUGUUGCAUGACAUAAGUAUUUGAUCACCUACCAACCAGUAAGAAUUCCGGCUCUCACAGACCUGUUCGUUUUUCUUUAAGAAGCCCUUCUGUUCUCCACUCAUUACCUGUAUUAACUGCACCUGUUUGAACUCGUUACCUGUAUAAAAGACACCUGUCCACACACUCAAUCAAACAGACUCCAACCUCUCCACAAUGGCCAAGACCAGAGAGCUGUGUAAGGACAUCAGGGAUAAAAUUGUAGACCUGCACAAGGCUGGGAUGGGCUACAGGACAAUAGGCAAGCAGCUUGGUGAGAAGGCAACAACUGUUGGCGCAAUUAUUAGAAAAUGGAAGAAGUUCAAGAUGACGGUCAAUCACCAUCGGUCUAGGGCUCCAUGCAAGAUCUCACCUCGUGGGGCAUCAAUGAUCAUGAGGAAGGUGAGGGAUCAGCCCAGAACUACACGGCAGGACCUGGUCAAUGACCUGAAGAGAGCUGGGACCACAGUCUCAAAGAAAACCAUUAGUAACACACUACGCCGUCAUGGAUUAAAAUCCUGCAGCACACGCAAGGUCUCCCUGCUCAAGCCAGCGCAUGUCCAGCCCAUCUGAAGUUUGCCAAUGACCAUCUGGAUGAUCCAGAGGAGGAAUGGGAGAAGGUCAUGUGGUCUGAUGAGACAAAAAUAGAGCUUUUUGGUCUAAACUCCACUCGCCGUGUUUGGAGGAAGAAGAAGGAUGAGUACAACCCCAAGAACACCAUCCCAACCGUGAAGCAUGGAGGUGGAAACAUCAUUCUUUGGGGAUGCUUUUCUGCAAAGGGGACAGGACGACUGCACCGUAAUGAGGGGAGGAUGGAUGGGGCCAUGUAUCGCGAGAUCUUGGCCAACAACCUCCUUCCCUCAGUAAGAGCAUUGAAGAUGGGUCUUGGCUGGGUCUUCCAGCAUGACAACGACCCGAAACACACAGCCAGGGCAACUAAGGAGUGGCUCCGUAAGAAGCAUCUCAAGGUCCUGGAGUGGCCUAGCCAGUCUCCAGACCUGAACCCAAUAGAAAAUCUUUGGAGGGAGCUGAAAGUCCGUAUUGCCCAGCGACAGCCCCGAAACCUGAAGGAUCUGGAGAAGGUCUGUAUGGAGGAGUGGGCCAAAAUCCCUGCUGCAGUGUGUGCAAACCUGGUCAAGACCUACAGGAAACGUAUGAUCUCUGUAAUUGCAAACAAAGGUUUCUGUACCAAAUAUUAAGUUCUGCUUUUCUGAUGUAUCAAAUUCUUAUGUCAUGCAAUAAAAUGCAAAUUAAUUACUUAAAAAUCAUACAAUGUGAUUUUCUGGAUUUUUGUUUUAGAUUCCAUCUCUCACAGUUGAAGUGUACCUAUGAUAAAAAUGACAGACCUCUACAUGCUUUGUAAGUAGGAAAACCUGCAAAAUCGGCAGUGUAUCAAAUACUUGUUCUCCCCACUGUAUAUAGGUUAUAGGUUGAGAACUUUUGUGAAAGAGCACAGUUAGAAAGAUAUGGCAUAUAGAAGCAAACCGGAUGGACAUCAUGAAAAUGAUCGGAGAGGUUGAGGGUAGAGGAAGUUCAGGAGUAAAAACAAAAAAAUAUGUCCAUAAAAUGUAUAUACAGUGAGGGGGAAAAAGUAUUUGAUCCCCUGCUGAUUUUGUACGUUUGCCCACUGACAAAGAAAUUAUCAGUCUAUAAUUUUAAUGGUAGGUUUAUUUGAACAGUGGGAGAAAAAUCCAUGUCAAAAAUGUUAUAAAUUUAUUUGCAUUUUAAUGAGGGAAAUAAUUAUUUGACUCCCUCUCAAUCAGAAAGAUUUCUGGCUCCCAGGUGUCUUUUAUACAGGUAACGAGCUGAGAUUAGGAGCACACUCUUAAAGGGAGUGCUCCUAAUCUCAGUUUGUUACCUGUAUAAAAGACACCUGUCCACAGAAGCAAUCAAUCAGAUUCCAAACUCUCCACCAUGGCCAAGACCAAAGAGCUCUCCAAGGAUGUCAGGGACAAGAUUGUAGACCUACACAAGGCUGGAAUAGGCUACAAGACCAUCGCCAAGCAGCUUGGUGAGAAGGUGACAACAGUUGGUGCGAUUCUUCGCAAAUGGAAGAAACACAAAAUAACUGUCAAUCUCCCUCGGCCUGGGGCUCCAUGCAAGAUCUCACCUCGUGGAGUUGCAAUGAUCAUGAGAACGGUGAGGAAUCAGCCCAGAACUACACGGGAGGAUCUUGUCAAUGAUCUCAAGGCAGCUGGGACCAUAGUCACCAAGAAAACAAUUGGUAACAUACUACGCCGUGAAGGACUAAAAUCCUGCAGCGCCCGCAAGGUCCCCCUGCUCAAGAAAGCACAUAUACCGUCUGAAGUUUGCCAAUGAACAUCUGAAUGAUUCAGAGGAGAACUGGUCAGAUGAGACAAAAAUCGAGCUCUUUGGCAUCAACUCAAUUCGCCGUGUUUGGAGGAGGAGGAAUGCUGCCUUUGACCCCAAGAACACCAUCCCCACCGUCAAACAUGGAGGUGGAAACAUUAUGCUUUGGGGGUGUUUUUCUGCUAAGGGGACAGGACAACUUCACCGCAUCAAAGGGACGAUGGACGGGGCCAUGUACCGUCAAAUCUUGGGUGAGAACCUCCUUCCCUCAGCCAGGGCAUUGAAAAUGGGUUGUGGAUGUGUAUUCCAGCAUGACAAUGACCCAAAACACACGGCCAAGGCAACAAAGGAGUGGCUCAAGAAGAAGCACAUUAAGGUCCUGGAGUGGCCUAGGCAGUCUCCAGACCUUAAUCCCAUAGAAAAUCUGUGGAGGGAGCUGAAGGUUCGAGUUGCCAAACGUCAGCCUCGAAACCUUAAUGACUUGGAGAAGAUCUGCAAAGAGGAGUGGAACAAAAUCUCUCCUGAGAUGUGUGCAAACCUGGUGGCCAACUACAAGAAACGUCUGACCUCUGUGAUUGCCAACAAGGGUUUUGCCACCAAGUACUAAGUCAUGUUUUGCAGAGGGGUCAAAUACUUAUUUACCUCAUUAAAAUGCAAAUCAAUUUAUAACAUUUUUGACAUGCGUUUUUCUGGAUUUUUUUGUUGUUAUUCUGUCUCUCACUGUUCAAAUAAACCUACCAUUCAAAUUAUAGACUGAUCAUGUCUUUGUCAGUGGGAAAACGUACAAAAUCAGCAGGGGAGAAAAUACUUUUUUCCCUCACUGUAGUAUGUACAAGCUGGAAGUAGAGGCCUGAGCGAUGUUGUUCACUAGUUUACUCCAAUUAGGGAAGGGGUGGUGGGGUUGGAAAGUAAUAAAGGGAAAUAUAUAUUUGUGAGAAAAAAAACAUAUGGGGGAUUGGAGGUGAUGCAGACAAUUACAUUGAUGGAAGUUACAAUCUGUCUGCAAUAUUAAAGCUGAUCUAACCCCCAAAAAUAUAAUAAUAAUAAUAAUAAUAAUAAUAAUAAUAAUAAUAAUUCAGCAAAUAUCUAAUUUAAUUCAAACAAAGAUAUGUAGCCACUACUUGUAUACCUGUAGUUCUUGCCUAUGAACACUGUACAGCAUAAAAUUGUACUCUGUAGUAGACCUAUAUACACUAUGAAACAGAGUUUAUAUCUCGUGUGUACUACUGACAUUCAAUUGUAUUAACACAGGAUAACAGAGGAUCUCUCUCUUUUCUUAAAGGACCCUCUCCUGGGCGCUGCCUCGUUCUCCAUGUUUGGUUCGUUAGGGGCUACAGUACAGGCGGUCCUCAUCUUGUAUCUCAUGAUCUCCUCAGUAGUGGGUUUCUACAGCUCACCACUGUUCACUGGACUACGACCCCGUGCGCAGGACACCACACUGACACAGGUACACACACACACACACACACACUGGCAUGCACAUACACACGGUUCGCUCUCUCUUCCAUUGGGCACUCUAAUAACCCAUCUAUCUCUCUCUCUUUUCACAGAUUAUUGGGAACUGUGUGUCUCUAUUGGUGCUCAGCUCAGCUCUGCCCGUAUUCUCUAGGACUCUGGGUAAGUCUUCAGUGGAGUAUCAGUGUCAGGUGCUGUUGUAUGAUGGACUGACAUAUAUAUAAAAUAAAAACAAAUAGAUACUUUUUCUAAACAAUCAUUUAAUAUUUCUCCUUUGAUCUUGAUGAUUCAGGGAUCACCCGGUUUGAUCUGCUGGGAGACUUUGGUCAGUAUAACUGGCUGGGAAACUUCCACAUCGUCUUCCUGUAUAACGUACUGUUUGCUGGGCUGACCUCUGCCUGUUUGAUCAACACUCUCACAUGGACCGUACAGAGGGAACUCAUCAGAGCAUUCGGUAUGUGGGGGUCACACAAAUCAAAUCAAAUCAUUUGUCACAUGCGCCAAAUACAAAAGGUGUAGACCUUACCGUGAAAUGCUUACUUACAAGCCCUUAACCAACAAUGCAGUUUUAAGAAAAUAGAGUUAAGAAAAAUAUUUACUAAAUAAAAUAAAAUAAAAAUAUAUAAAUACAAAAAGUAACACAUAAAAUAACAAUAAUGAGGCUAUAUACAGGGGGUAUCGGUACCAAGUCAAUGUGCGGGUGUACAGUCAAUGAAAAUAGUCCAGGUUGCCAUUUGAUUAAUUGUUCAGCAGUCUUAUGGCUUGGGGGUAGAAGCUGUUAAGGAGCCUUUUGGACCUAGACUUGGCGCUCCAGUACCGCUUGCUGUGUGGUAGCAGAGAGAACAGUCUAUGACUUGGGUGACAGGAGUCUUUGACAAUUUUUUGGGCCUUCCUCUGACACCACCUAGUAUAUAGGUCCUGGAUGGCAGGAAGCUUGGCCCCAGUGAUGUACUGGGCUGUACGCACUACCCUCUGUAGUGCCUUACGGGACCUCACGAUUGGCGCAGCGGUCUAAGUCACUGCAUCGCAGUGCUUGAGGUGUCACUACAGACCCGGGUUCGAUCCCAGGCUGUGUCACUACCUGUCACAACUUCCUCCAAGGCUGCCUCCUCUCCUUGUUCGGGCAGGCUUCGGCGUUCGUCGUCACUGGCCUUCUAGCCACUGCCGCUCCUCAUCUUAUCAUUCCAUUUGUUUUGUCUUGUUUAUUACACACACCUGGUUCAUAUCCCCUCGUGUGGUCCUCUGUAGCUCAAUUGGUAGAGCAUGGCGCUUGUAACGCCAGGGUAGUGGGAUCGAUCCCCGGGACCACCCAUACGUAAAAAUGUAUGCGCACAUGACUGUAAGUCACUUUGGAUAAAAGCGUCUGCUAAAUGGCAUAUUAAUUCAUAUUAAUCAGUACCUGUAUAAGUGUUCCCUCUGCCCCCUUGUCUUUGUGUGUGAUUGUUUAUUGUGAGGAUAGUGGAGCUCCUUGUAUUUUGUAUCGCUGGGUUAUUUUUCCCCGUGUGCCUUGUUGGUUCCAGUGCGCCUGUUUUGCGCACUGGACUGUUUUGACGCUUUACUGCGUAACUCUGUAUUCCGGAAUAAAUCAUGUUAUUCUGUGAUUUACCCUCCUGCGCCUGACUCCUUAAAAUCACCCAUCACACCACUGGCCAUGACCGGGAGUCCCAUAGUGCGGCGCACAAUUGGCCCAGUGUCGUCCGGAUUAGGGGAGGGUUUGGCCGGGGGGGCUUUACUUGGCUCAUCGCGCUCUAGCAGCUCCUUGUGGUGGGCUGGGCGCUUGCAGGCUGACUUCGGUCGUCAGUUGGACGGUGUUUCCUCCGACACAUUGGUGCGGCUGGCUUCCAGGUUAAGCGGGCGGGUGUUAAGAAGCGCGGUUUGGCGGGUCAUGUUUCGGAGAACGCAUGACUCGACUUUCACCUCUCCAAAGCCCCUUGGGGAGUUGCAGCGAUGAGACAAGAUCGUAAUUGGAUCGCAAUUGGAUAUCACGAAAUUGGGGAGAAAAAGGGAGAAAAAAUAAAAUAACAAAAUAACAAAAACAUAGACAGUUACGCAUACAUAUACAAUAUCUCACAAAAGUGAAUACACCCCUCACAUUUUUGUUAAUAUUUGAGUAUAUAUUUUCACGUAACAACACUGAAGAAAUGACACUUUGCUACAAUGUAAAGUAGUGAGUGUACAGCUUGUAUUACAGUGUAAAUUUGCUGUCCCCUCAAAAUAACUCAACACACAGCCAUUAAUGUCUAAACCGCUGGCAACAAAAGUGAGUACACCCCUAAGUGAAAAUGUCCAAAUUGGGCCCAAUUAGCCAUUUUCCCUCCCCGGUGUCAUGUGACUCGUUAGUGUUACAAGGUCUCAGGUGUGAAUGGGGAGCAGGUGUGUUAAAUUUGGUGUCAUCGCUCUCACACUCCCUCAUACUGGUCACUGGAAGUUCAACAUGGCAAAGAACUCUCUGAGGAUCUGAAAAAAAGAAUUGUUGCUCUACAUAAAGAUGGCCUGGGCUAUAAGAAGAUUGCCAAGACCCUGAAACUGAGCUGCAGCACGGUGGCCAAGACCAUACAGCGGUUUAACAGGACAGGUUCCACUCAGAACAGGCCUCGCCAUGGUCGACCAAAGAAGUUGAGUGCACGUGCUCAGCGUCAUAUCCAGAGGUUGUCUUUGGGAAAUAGACGUAUGAGUGCUGCCAGCAUUGCUGCAGAGGUUGAAGGGGUGGGGGGUCAGCCUGUCAGUGCUCAGACCAUACGCCGCACACUGUAACAAAUUGGUCUACAUGGCUGUCGUCCCAGAAGGAAGCCUCUUUAAAGAUAAUGCACAAGAAAACCCGCAAACAGUUUGCUGAAGACAAGCAGACUAAGGACAUGGAUUACUGGAACCAUGUCCUGUGGUCUGAUGAGACCAAGAUAAACUUAUUUGGUUCAGAUGGUGUCAAGCGUGUGUGGCGGCAACCAGGUGAGGAGUACAAAGACAAGUGUCUCUUGCCUACAGUCAAGCAUGGUGGUGGGAGUGUCAUGGUCUGGGGCUGCAUGAGUGCUGUCGGCGCUGGGGAGCUACAGUUCAUUGAGGGAACCAUGAAUGCCAACGUACUGUGACAUACUGAAGCAGAGCAUGAUCCCCUCCCUUCGGAGACUGGGCCGCAGGGCAGUAUUCCAACAUGAUAACGACCCCAAACACACCUCCAAGACGACCACUGCCUUGCUAAAGAAGCUGAGGGUAAAGGUGAUGGACUGGCCAAGCAUGUCUCCAGACCUAAACCCUAUUGAGCAUCUGUGGGACAUCCUCAAAUGGAAGGUGGAGGAGUGCAAGGUCUCUAACAUCCACCAGCUCUGUGAUGUCGUCAUGGAGGAGUGGAAGAGGACUCCAGUGGCAACCUGUGAAGCUCUGGUGAACUCCAUGCCCAAGAUGGUUAAGGGAGUGCUGGAAAAUGUUGACAAAAUAUUGACACUUUGGGCCCAAUUUUGACAUUUUCACUUAGGGGUGUACUCACUUUCGUUGCCAGCGGUUUAGACAUUAAUGGCUGUGUGUUGUGUUAUUUUGAGGGGACAGCAAAUGUACACUGUUAUACAAGCUGUACACUCACUACUUUACAUUGUAGCAAAGUGUCAUUUCUUCAGUGUUGUCACAUGAAAAGAUAUACUCAAAUAUUUACAAAACUGUGAGGGGUGUACUCACUUUUGUGAGAUACUGUAUGUAUGCUUGCUCAUGCACACACACACACACGCACACUUACACACGUUGUGAUCGGUUAAUUCACUAAUAUGGUCCUCUCUCUCUUCCCAGGGCUGAAUAUACUGCCAUUGACCGUGUCCCGCUCCACCAUCCCACUCAGGCUCCUAUUGGCUAAUGGACUCUCAAAGAUUCAGUGAACUUCAACAAGCCAAUGACCUGGGCUUACCAAAGUGAGCUUGCCAAAGAGCAGUGUCCCCAAAUAUUUAGCUGUAGUAAACUCUCUUUGAAAGAGAGAAGGGGAUUGACCUGUUUGCUGAUGGACGACUGGUGAUCCUGUCACCACUGAGAAGAGGAUGAAACUCUGGACUUGGACCUCAGACAUGAUUAUACUUCAGAGAAUAGGUACAGGACAGGUACUGCACCAAGGGGACCAAUGCAAUUUGUCUCCUCGUCUGUCAGGUUUAUAAUGGAGUAUGUGAGAAAUAAAAUACAUUUUUUGCAAAAAAAGAAGAGGAAGACAAUGGUGAAGGAAGCAAAAUGAACAGAAAGGGAGGAAGAAUUGACAUGUAUAGUAUAUAGAGAUGGUCGUCUUCUAGUCUCAAGGUCUUUCCCAAUACAUGAACCCUUCAUAGACAUCCACGAUGACUUUUGCUAAACUGUCUGCCAUUCUCAAAACAUCUUGAUCCUUGACUGGAAGGAACUCCACAAGAACUUCAGCUCUGUAUACUUCUCUAGAUAUCACUGUCUUUUCCUCUCCUCUCUCUCUCCCUUUUUGCCUAUUGCGCUCUUGCACUUAUUACCUUGUGUAUUAUUCAAAUUAUUUAUUCUGCUGUGUCAUCUUGUGAACAUAAUUUCCCUUCUUUCUGUUGUCCUCUAAUGGAAUGUUUAGGAAAGAAGCUGAUGUAUGGUGUCAAAGAAUAAGAGUAAAUCAGUUAACAUUAAUUAAAGUAAGGGAUGUGUACAGUAACUCUACUUCAGUGCAUAUGGCCAAUUCUACUAUAUUACUAUUUUUAGUAUAUCAUUCUCAUUUACAUAUUUGUAUCACAACCUUAUGUGAUAAGGACAUUUUAUUGUUGGAUUGAAAAGUUGGACAACAGUCUUUUAUGAAGAGAACAGAAACAUACAAUGCUUAGCACCACGGUGCUAAAGGAAAUUUAAAGUACAGACCGGAAACAAUGGCCUGGAACUUAAGACCAAGUUAAACUGUGAUGUGUGUGUUUGAGAAAGGCUAUCUGUGUGUGUGUUUGAGUGUGUGCGUGUGUCCAUGUGUCCGUCAGUGUACAUUAAUUUUUUGCGCAACGUUGUGUACAUGCACGGACAUUUUUCUCCAAUAUUGUACCAAGUUCAUUUCAUUUUGUAAAUUAAGUUUUUUGUUUUUUAAUGAUGAGUUUGUGGCCAUAGAUUUAUGUUGACCUCAAGUGAAUGUUCAUUUGUUAUUGUCUCACGGGUAAAACACUCCUCAACCUCUCCUGAGGUUGCAGUUGUAAAUGAGAACUUGUUCUCAACUGGCUUACCUGGUUAAAUAAAGGUGAAAUAAAUAAAAUUAAAAUUAAAUCAUACAAAUGUCAAAAUGUGUUGUCAUUUCAAUGCCAGAACAGUAGGCUACUACAUGUUCAAUUGUCUGUAUGUCUUGUAAAACUGUAUGCUUUACUAUGAUUUAUGAUUGUUAGCUAUCUAUAACUGUGAACUCUGGUUAAAAGUAUAUGAAAAUUGUUUAAAACUGUGAAUAUCUAAACUGAAGAGAGUUUUUGUAAGGACUCUUCUAAUGGAACAAUAAAUAUUUUUUUCUGUCUGUUUCUUACA